This is a messenger RNA of Marmota monax (woodchuck), 6178 nucleotides long. It is a transcript of the gene Disc1, whose product is annotated as DISC1 scaffold protein. Bases 153 to 2867 code for a protein of 904 amino acids. Gene Ontology annotation, biological process: cilium assembly; neuron migration. NCBI's taxonomy places the organism in Eukaryota, Metazoa, Chordata, Mammalia, Rodentia, Sciuridae. Gene Ontology annotation, cellular component: centrosome; intermediate filament cytoskeleton; microtubule. The record is from RefSeq and is a predicted model, not a curated record. The transcript has 13 exons.
CCUGGGUGUGCGCGCGCGUGCCAGGGGCCGCAGCUGGAAAGGAAACCGCCGGCCUCGCGGAGGAGGAGGAAGGAGCUUCCCCUGCGGCGUCAGCCCCCUGCCCACUUCCCGCUUCCCUCCCGCGGGCGCGGCUGGAGCGGCGGGCCCUGGGCAUGCCGGGCGCGGGUCUCCAGGGCGCGGCUGGCGGCAGCGGGAGCCAUCGCGCAGGCAGCUGGGAUUGCUCACCACCUGCAGCUUCGCUUCGGAGGCGGCGGCUGGCACGGAGGCCAGGCUACAUGAGAAGCACAGCUGGGCCCGGAAUCAGGUUCCCAGCAGUGGACACGCCAUUCCAGGAUCUGAGAGGGGUGGGCAGCAAGGAGCUCCACCACUCCGCAUCCAGGGCUGGACAAAGCAACCUUGGCCUGAGUAGCCAUGACCGGGAACCCCUGCUGGGGAGCUGUGUCCCUAACAGCUCCAAAACCCCUGCUGUGGCCUCUGUGGGCCACCGGAGCCUGGCCCAGACCUCUGCAGGAGGAAGCCCAAUGGGCUUUUGGAUUCAGCCCAGAGCUGGCACCGGAUUGCCUGCCAGGCUUGCCGGGCUGCGUGGCCCCGACGAUGCCUGGGGGCAGCAAGAGUCUUUAUCCAUGGACAGUUCUGCUGCCCCAGGCACCAGCCAGGACCCAACCCUGUGUGCAGGAGCAAGGGGCGCUGGGGCCUCCAGGGGGCAGGCGCCUUUGGAGGGGUGUGGUAGCAGCCGCAGUCUGGGCAGCGGCCCUGCAGCCCCCCACACCCUGCCUGGCUCCUGUGAGAGCUUUACCUCCAGCUUCAGCUUCAUCCGCCUCUCUCUUGGCUCUGCCGGGGAACGUGGGGAAGCAGAAGGCUGUCCGCCUUCUAGGGAGGCGGAGACCACUCAUCAGAGCCCCCAGGAAAUGGGAGUCAGAGCCACCAGCCCAGACAGGUCCCACGAGGACCCUCCUGGUCUCCCUCAGCCCUUCCGUCUCACGGCUGCCCAGGGCUUGGCAGACCUGGCCCAGGUGUUGGAGAAGAGCUCCGGGCCGGAGUGUGGUCUGCUUUCUUCCCUAAACAUGGACACUGGCUGCUCCUCUUCCCUGGAUCCCUCGCUGGCUGGCUGUGGCUGUGAUGAGGGCAGUGGCUCAGGGGACGUCCACGGCUGGGAUACCCUGCUCAAGAGAUGGGAGCCCGUGCUGCGGGACAGCCUGCUGAGCACCCAAAGGCAUCUGGAGGUGACCUCCUUAAGAGUAAAGCUUCAGAAACUUCAAGAAGCAGCAAUUGAGGAUGAUGAUUUUGACAAAGCUGAGGUGCUGAAACAGAGGUUAGAAGACCUGGAGCGAGAGUCAGGCGGGCUGCAGCUGGGGCUCCCCUCGAGGCAGCCGGCUCUGCACAGCUUCCUGGGCCACCUGGCGGUGCAGGCCCAGGCCAUCCUGCAGGUUGCUGCUCAGCAGGCCUGCAGCAAGGACACCCAAGCCCCACCUGGAGGAGAGCCGUGGCCACGGGAGCCCACAGCCCAGGACGGCCUGCGUGUGACUGCCGCGCGGCGGGACUGGCUGCUUGGGGAGCGGCAGCAGCUGCAGAAAGAAAUGGAAGCUCUUCAAACGAGGCUGUCUGUGCUGGAGGCCGAGGACCAGCGGCUGGGGCGGGAGCUGGAGGAGCAGGAGCAGCUGCUCCGGGGCCAGGGCUGUGGUGUGACGGAGCCCAUGGCCCGGCUGCCCCUGGGCCAGCUGCAGGCACUCGGCAAGGCCCUGCAGGACAUGCUGGCCGCAGCUGGUCAGCUGCACUUCCAGGCGGAGCCACUGGAAGACAUAACAAGCCUCCAGGAGAGGAUAAAAUCCCUCAACCUGUCACUUAAAGAAGUCACCACUGAGGUGUGCACAAGCGGGAGCCUCUGCAGCAGGCUGAGGAGGAGAGUCAGCCACCUGGAAACCCGACUGCCGGCCCUGCAUGAAGCCAAAGCGCUUGCCAUAUCAGGAGGCCAUUUCUGCACGGCCAAGGACCUGGCUGAGGAGAUCCGCUCCCUGGGCAGUGAGCGUGAGGAGCUGGAGGCGCUCCUGGGCAAGAUGCUGGGGCUGAGUUCCAGAAGCACCGGGAAGCUGGGACGCCUUCGUGAGGACCAGGACAGGCUGUGCCGGGAGCUGGCCUGCCAGGCUGCGGCCUACGAAGCGAGUGUGAAGGAGAAGACCGUGAAGUACAUGGAGGUGCUUGAGGGAAACCUGCGCAGCUGCGAGAAUCCGCUGCUCCAGAAGGUGUGGGUGGCUGACUUGGAGGCUUGCCGGCUCCUGCUGCAGAGUCUGAAGCUCCAGGAGGCAGUGGGCAGCCCAUGUGCAGAAGACAAGGGGCCGAGGGACGGCCUGAGCUGGGCCCAAUCCGAGGACCAGGGGAAGGCCCUGUGGCAGGCAUCACCCGAAUGGAGGGCUCACCACACCCCUGAGCUGCACUGCGCAGGAGAACAGAAAGAGGAAUCUUACAUCUUGUCUGCAGAACUUGAAGAACAAUGUGAAGCCAUAGGCAGGAAGCUGCUGGACUUGGAAGAUGCACUUCACACGGCCAUGCACAGUCACGACGGAGAGCUCAUUCAGUCCCUCAAGGGAGAGCUCCAGAUGGUGAAGGAAGCACUGCAGGCCAUGAUCCUGCCGCUCCAGACAGCCACGGAGGAGGCGGGAGGAGGAGAGGCAGCGGCCUCCUGCCCAGCAGCUGGUGUCCUGGAAGAACAGCCUGAGGGCAGGGGCCGGGAGGAGGUGGGCCACUCUGUCAUCAGGGUGGACUCAGGCUCCUGCUCCCGGGGCCUCACUGAUAUGCCUGGAACAGUCGUGGAGACGCAGAGCCUGGGGGUCUCCCAGCCGGGGGGGUGGUCGUCCAUUCUCAUGAGCUGAAUUGGGGCGUCUGCAAAUUGGAAUACUGGAGUGGGUUGCUGAUUUUCCUUCUGAAUGUCACUUAGAGGUUCACCUCCAUGACAUUUAUGGGUGUGUGCUGCACAGGAUUUGGAAAUGUCUUCAUCUCCACCCCCACUGGACAGGGGUUAGAGGGAAUUCUGGUGGAAGAGUGUCUGUUUCCCAGUUUCAACUUGGACUCUGCUGCAGUUAGAAUAUUUCAUGAUUUAAGAACCUGUGGAAAGGAAACCAGCACAGGCCUCAGGACAUCUGUCGCACUUCCCUCCACCUUAUCCCCGAGAGCCAGUCACCCCAGCCGGGCUUGGCUGGUCCUCCCCUCACUCCCUGGACUCCCCUCUCCCCAGAGAAUUGACCUGAGCUUCCAGGCUGGUGCUCUUCAAGGCACCAGCCUCAGCAACUGCAGCUUUGGGGGUUUUCCUGGCAAUGGGGGCACCUAUGGAGAGGAUGCCAGUCUGGACCUUUUGAAGUUCACCAUGGGGCAGGGACUGGGGCGGGGACGGGAACCAACCAGGAGAUGUGGGCCCUUUUGAGUCUCUCCUAUUUCCUGCCCAAUCUGUUUCCUUCUGUGAUGGGAGAAUCCGGCGUGGAACCCUCUGAGCAGGGCAGACCAGGCGGGAGACCAGUGCUCCACCCUCCACCGCAGGCCCCUGGGACUCCCGGGGCACCUGCAUCGCAUCCCACGUGCACCAAGAAAGGCGCUCCAGAGAAAGGCUCUGAGAACAAAGGUCUGUUUGGUCAAGAUGCCAGGCCUCACCCCUGUGUGGACAGGGCAGCACACCUGACGUGGGCCUGCGAGUGCCAGCAAGGAGCCCCUCAACUGUCUACCCUGAGCCUCCCACACUGAGUGCAUCUGUCCACCCCCCAAUAAACCCAGUUCCUUCCUCAGUCACGGGUGGUGCAGCUACGCUCUCUGGGGCCAUCCUGGUGUGAAUGUAGACUUGGGUCACGUGCACAUUGACUUGUGCAGAGCUCUGAGCCCCGUAGCCACCUGCCACGGACGGCAAGGUCAACCGAGCGACGACUGCUUCUGUGCAUCUCUUUUUUGUGUCGGGGACAGUGACCUUCCCGCCUUCACCAGGACCCAGGGACGCACAGCAAGUUUUGUCAUUUCCUGGCCACGCUGCCAUUUCUGUUUGCUAGCCUUUCCGUGCAUGGGCACCCUGGUCCUCAGGCAAGGAUAAGGCCCUGCUCUCACCAGCGACUAUCCUGGGCCCAGCAGCCAGGCAAAAGCACAGUCUGUGGACAAGCUUAUUGUGUGUCCUGCAGUUUUAUCCUGGGUGUUUUCAAAAGUAUAUUCUGCAUAUUUGAAUAAUAGGUGUAAUUAGUUUGUUCUUGGACUCAAUUUUCAAUAAUGGACCAAAUCCCUGAAUUAUUUAUAAUCGUGUCUCAAAAAGUAUCAUGAGCUAGUCACGUGGCACGGGGAUUCUUGAAUCCUUAACGUAUUCCAGUGAGGCAAAAUUGAAGAGUCAGGACUAGCCGUUUUGCCAGGAACAAAUUCCUACUUUGACAAGUUUUUUAAACAGCCUCCCGGGCUCAAGACACCUAACAGGCCCUGGCCUGGGUGUUUUGUGUCACUGACAGCCUGUGAAAUGCUUCUGUGAGAUUGCGAUGUAUUGGAAGAUUCCAGAAACUAAUAACUUCCUUGAGUGUGUCUCAAAUAAGGGCUCCUUGGUGCCUCGGGGAUGGGGUGUUCCCUCCUGGCUGAGGCUCUGGGCCAAGCCCAGAUGUCUGUGACCACGUACUGUGCCUGCGCUCCAGCUGCUGCUUGGUCCUGCAUUGUCACCCAGGAAAGCUGCUAGGGCCAGGUGCCCCCUCUGGCCAUACUACCUCCUCAUGGCAACCCCUCUCUGUCCAGCCACACCAAUCCCAGAAUACCUAGGACCCUGCAUCCCUAUCCACACUACAGGACGGGUUAUCUGAUUCCUUUUUAUUUUGUACUGGGGAUGGAACCCAGGGCUGCUCGUCCACUGAGCUACGUCACCAACUCUUUUUAUUUUUUAUUUUGAGACAGGGUCUUGCUUAGUGGCUGAGGCUGGCCUUGAGCUUGCCAUCCUGCUGCUUCAGCCUCCAGAGUAGCUGGGAUCACAGGUGUGCACCACUGUGCCCGGCUACAGAACAGGUUUUGACAGAGCAAUGUAAAAAUAGGCAAGGAAGGUUAGAACGUGGACUUAAAAGCAACUUAACAAAAGUGGAGAUAGCCGAGCCCACAGCAAGUGGCCUUCUGAUGGCUUAGAGCCUGAUUACAUUGGGACGUGUCACCAAGACGUAGCAGGAGAGAGGAAGUGACAUAUCUAUCACACUGCCACCUGCCGGCCCACUGCCCUCACAGGGCCUCCAGUUAGAGCACGUUCUCCAUCACAGUCAGGGUUCCUUCCAACAUCCUGGCAUUCCAGGGUUGAGUUGCCCCUUCCCCAGAUCAAGUGGAUGUGUCAUACUGGAAACGUCUUCCUCUAGGGCAAGCUGGGGUCCCCCCAGAAACACGCAUGGGCGGCUCCACGCUCAGCCACCCUCAUGGCAGCCUUGGGAGGACAUCUGAGGGUGACAGAGGCCCAGGAAGAUCCCCCCAACCCAAGCUGGAGGAGGAGGAGGGCUGAGAGCGAGGGGCCACCAGAGGCAGGCGCCUGCUCCCAGCUACGCCUUCCUGGUGCCGCACUGUCCCUGGGCACUGUGAGACUGGAACUUGUCUGUUCACCCAGUUAAAAGCACACUUGCACCCUGAGAAUCCUGACCAGAGAGUCAGAAACUGGAGGAGACAAACCAGCCUCGUGGGCCCAGGUGAGCCCCCCCAUGCAGUCAAGGUUUGGACAGGGUCAGCACCCAGAAGCCCAACUGGUCCUGACCCAGAGCACCCACCACCCAGGAACAGCCCCUGGCUGCCCGACACCAGCAGGUGUUCCUGACAACCCUCCCAGGACAGGGGUUCUCCAGAGAGCGUUGUGAGCCAACUGUGAAACCUACUGUGGAGGAAGCAGCCCAUGCCCUAUGGUCAGUGCCUCCCGUCUGCAUCCACCUUGUACAGCUGUCCAUGUCCUUGCCCUGUCUAAUCUGUGAACUUGGUCAUGUAGCUUAUUGCUCCUGUAAUUUUCCCUUUCAUUUCAUAAAAGUAGAACUGAUAUGUAAACCAGGGUGCUGCUCAGGGUUCUCGUCUUCUGCCCAAGGUUUUCAUCUUCUGCUGUGUAGACGACAGGAAAACACCAGGUUUAUUCAGCUCGUCUUUGGGUUACAGGGUGCUUAACUGCACUAUUCUUCUCAUCACACCAACCUUUGUAAUAAAGCCAUGCUUUAAAACUGGG